Heterobilharzia americana is the source of this 2367-nucleotide messenger RNA. NCBI's taxonomy places the organism in Eukaryota, Metazoa, Platyhelminthes, Trematoda, Strigeidida, Schistosomatidae. The record is from the annotation of a GenBank genome assembly.
AACCUUGUGAUUUGGACGUGAUUCAAAAUGCCUAUUUCUCCUCGCCUUUGUGGGGUAUUCCAUGUAAUAAUUCCUUAGUGCCUAAUCUAUUUCCUAGCAACUGGUCAGAUUGUCAUCAGUAUGUGCAUCGCAUGUUAUUGGCAUUGACCUUGGAACCACGAACUCAUGCGUCUCGAUAAUGGAGGGUAAAUGCGCUCGAGUGCUCGAGGAUUCAGAAGGCAAUCGAACUACUCCGUCAGUUGUUGCUGUCACUGCAUCCGGUGACAUCCUUGUGGGUCAUCCAGCAAGACGUCAAAUUAUUAGCAAUCCUGAAAACACUUUUUAUGCAACAAAACGUCUGAUAGGUCGACGAUUUACAGAUCCUGAAGUACAGAAAGAGAUGAAAAACUUCGCCUAUCCUAUUAUCGAAGGAAUGAACUCAGAAGUAUCCAUGAAUGUGUAUGGUAAGAUAUACUCUCCAUCAGAUGUGGCGUCUAUUAUUUUGAAGCAAAUGAAAGAAAUUGCCGGUAUGUGGUAAAUUUGUCUUGGGCCUGUCUAGUUUUACAGAACGCUAUUUAGGAAGUGCAGUAACUAAAUGUGUUAUUACAGUUCCCGCAUACUUUAAUGACUCUCAAAGACAGGUAUUCAUGUGUAUGCAAGUUUUUUUUAUAGGAUCUAUGAAUAGGCAACUAAAGUUGCUGGGGAGAUGAUUGGUUUAGAGAUCCUUCGCAUUAUUAAUGAACCUACUGCUGCAGCCCUCGCUUAUGGUUUAAACAAAUCUGAUGAUAAAAUGUGAGCCUUUUUUACAUGUUACCUAAAAACUUAACGUCAGCAUAGCUACCUAUGACUUAGGAGGUGGUACCUUCGAUGUAUCAAUCCUUGAGAUUGAAAAGGGUGUUUUUGAGGUUAGAUCAACAAACGGGGAUACGCUCCUUGGUGGCGAAGACUUUGAUAACAGAAUCCUUGAAUUUUUAGUUACACAUAUCAAGGAUAAGGUACUUAUGUUUCUGUUAAUAAAAAGUAUUUAGCUUGGAUUCGAUGUCACCGAAAAUGUUGUUGCAAUGCAGCGGUUAAAAGAAUCAGCAGAGAUCGCUAAGAUCGAGCUGUCGGAUGCAAGUGAAGUAGUAGUAAGUUUACCAAAUCUCUAUCAGGACUCUUGUGGACCAAAUCAUUUAUCCAUAAAACUCACGCGUACCCAAAUUGAAACUCUGGUUGAAGACUUAAUUCAGCGAACAGUGCUACCUUGCCAGAAAGCCCUUCUAGAUGCUAAUUUAAAACCCCAUCAAGUAGAUGAAGUUAUACUGGUUGGUGGUAUGACACGUAUGCCAAAAGUUCAAGAAGUUGUGCAGAAGAUAUUUGGACGAGUUCCUAACACAACUGUUAAUCCAGAUGAAGCAGUUGCUAUUGGUGCUGCCAUACAGGGUGCAAUUUUGUGUGGUGCUAUCUCUGACGUCUUACUUCUAGAUGUAACUCCAUUAUCCCUGGGAAUUGAGACUUUAGGUGGUACCAUGGCAAAAAUGAUCGAUCGUAAUACAACUAUUCCUUCUAAAGUUACUCAGAUCUUUACAACUGCUGUUGACAAUCAAACUCAAGUUGAAUUUCGUGUUUAUCAAGGUGAAAGAAAAAUGGUAGCAGAUAAUAUACUUCUAGGUGAAUUCACUUUGGUAGGACUUCCACCUGUACCUCGUGGUGUAGCACGAAUUGAAGUCACAUUUGAUAUUGAUGCCAAUGGUAUUGUAAGUGUAUCAGCAAAAGAUAUUGAUACAGGCAAAGAACAAAAAAUUAUAGUGAAUACAUAUAAUCCUAGUGGAAUUGAUAAAACUGCUGUCGAUGAGAUGAUUAAACAAGCUGAACAAAAUGAAGUAUCUGAUCAACAAAAGUUAAGACUAAUUGAAGUUAUCAGUCGAACUUAUUCAUUGAUUGAAGAUGUUGAAGACAAGGUGGAACAAUUCAAAGUUAAACUUCAUGAUCAACCUAGAGAAAAUAUACUGAAAUUAUUAGCUUCUACUAAAGAUAGAUUGAAACAAGCAAAUAACAAUCAGUUGACUGUUUCUGAUGUUCAGGAUAUGGCGAAUAAAAUUCAAGAAGCUACUUUAACUCUUUUCAGUGAAGAAAAUAUCAAGAACUGAUAUCACAUCCUCUACGGAUUUUGCCUGUACAGUAAAAGGAUACUACUAAGUCUUAAAGAAUCCACAUAGAAACACAAGUUGGUAUAUAUGCUACACUAUCAAAUCCAUCCAUGAUUUGUGAACUAUUUUCUUUCAUUUUUUUAAAACCUUGUUUUAUUUAUUCAUUUUUUACCAACGUUGCUCAAAGCUAUUUCUUCGUAGUGAUAGAUAUUUGUAGAUUUGGCCUAACUUUAAAGAAAUCUACUCCAUGAUUGUACUU